Vigna radiata var. radiata (mung bean) is the source of this 414-nucleotide messenger RNA. RefSeq names its product glycine-rich cell wall structural protein 1.0-like. NCBI's taxonomy places the organism in Eukaryota, Viridiplantae, Streptophyta, Magnoliopsida, Fabales, Fabaceae. The record is from RefSeq and is a predicted model, not a curated record. Bases 1 to 414 code for a protein of 137 amino acids. The transcript has a single exon.
AUGAAGUUGAAGAUAAAAGUCGUUGACUCAAAAAAAGAGCAGAAAAAUGAAGAUUUGACGCUGGGCGGUUUAAGUGGUGGUGGUAGCGGCGGUGGUGGUGGUGGGAGUAGUGGCGGUGGUGGGGUCCACGUCGGUGGCGGUGGUUGUGGUGGUGGUGGUGGUCAUGGUUGUGGUAGUGAUGGUGUUGGUGGUGGCGGUAACGGUGGGGGCUGCGGUGGUGGUUUCUGUGGUGGUGGUAGUGGUGGUUGUCGUGGUGGUGUUAGUAGUGGUGGUGGUGCUGGUUGUGGAGGUGGCGGGUGCGGGGGCAGCGACGAAGGUAGUGGUGGAACUGGUUGUGGUGUUUGUGUUGGCGGUGGUGGUCGUGGUUGUCAUGGUCGUGAUCGUGGUGGUGGCACUGGUUGUGGUUGGUUAUAA